Pestalotiopsis fici W106-1 is the source of this 363-nucleotide messenger RNA. RefSeq lists its product as uncharacterized. NCBI's taxonomy places the organism in Eukaryota, Fungi, Ascomycota, Sordariomycetes, Amphisphaeriales, Sporocadaceae. Bases 1 to 363 code for a protein of 120 amino acids. The transcript has 2 exons. The record is from RefSeq and is a predicted model, not a curated record.
AUGCGUAUCAUCAAAGUACUUGUAGCCUCACUCUUGCCAGUGGUUGCGGUGCACGCCGCACCCAGCGCCGAGGCGGACAUAUCCCCGCGAGGCCAAUCUUGCUCCGGGGGCCAGUACUGGGACGACAGCGCCAAGUGCUGCAAGUGUCCCAACGGCAAAGAGUGGCAAGACAACAAGUGCAAGCACCCGCCCAUGCCAAAGCCCAACUGCAAGGGCAAUGAGCACGCUUGCUGUGCCAAAGACAAGAAUGAUUGGUGUGCCUAUGAUGAGUCCAAGAAGGAGUGUAGAAACAAUGGAAAGCAUGUUACUUUCUGUGCACAGCCAGGCAAGGAACAAGAAUGGUGUGAUGACUACUGGGGUUAG